AUGCCCAAGUACGCCAAAAACCAUUCCGUCGGCUUCAAAAACGCCAUCAAAAGAGUCGCCAUUGUCGGCGCUGGAGGUACCAUUGGAUCGCACAUCGUCAACGCCUUUCUAGAGACCGGAAGACACACAGUCACGGCCCUUACCCGCAAAAACAGUGGUAACAAACUUCCUGAGGGCAUAUUAAUCGCCUCAGUCGACUACGAUGAUGAGGCCACCAUUGUUGCCGCCCUUAAGGGCCAGCAAUUUUUGAUCAUAACCAUGGCCCCUACCGCACCACGGGACACCCACAGCAAGCUUGUCCAGGCGGCUGCCAAGGCCGGAAUUCGCUACGUCAUGCCUAACGGAUACGGAGGCGACAUUGAAAACAUUGAACUCGGCGAAGACACAAUGCUGGGGCCCGUAGCCAAGGCUAACAGGGACGAGAUUGAGAGGCUCGGCAUGCAGUGGAUCACAAUUUGCUGUGGGUUCUGGUACGAGUACAGCUUGGCAGGUGGUGAUGCGCGCUUUGGAUUCGACUUUGACAAGCGUUGCCUGACAAUAUAUGACGAUGGCAACACCAAGAACUCGAUGUCGACCUUAUCGCAGGUUGGGCGCGCCGUGGCCAAGGUCCUGAGCCUCAAUGAGCUUCAUGAGGACGAAAACGACAAGAGCCUUACUCUGUCGACUUUCCUCAACAAGGGCGUGUACAUUAAGAGCUUUGUGGUCAGCCAAAACGAGAUAUUUGAGAGCGUCAAGCGCGUCACGGGCACUAGUGACGCUGACUGGACGGUUACCCGUGAGGCUACCAAGAAGCGAUACGAAGAUGGCCUGGCGCUAGUUAAAGGUGGUAACAUGGCUGGUUUUAGCAAGCUUCUCUACGCGAGGGCAUUUUACCCGGAUGAUCCGAGUAAUUGCUCGGUCAAGGCACAGAAUGAGCUGCUUGGGUUGCCGGAGGAGAGCCUGGAUAAGUUCACCCAAGUUGGGAUAGAUAUGGUCAAGGAACUGCAACGUCGCCCUGAGCGUAUGGCGUCAUAG
Molecule: messenger RNA, 1014 nt
Organism: Penicillium atrosanguineum
Lineage: Eukaryota; Fungi; Ascomycota; Eurotiomycetes; Eurotiales; Aspergillaceae
Product: aromatic alcohol reductase
Exons: 2
Coding region: 1-1014 (337 amino acids)
Molecular function (GO): oxidoreductase activity
Source: RefSeq, a predicted model, not a curated record